UUCUGUCUGUGUCUCUCACUUUGUCCGUUUGUAGACAAACAAAUCUCUACACUCUCUUCAGUCCCAGACAAUCUAAGGCCUGAAUUCUACAGAGACAAAACAGCUACACACACACACAUAUAUAUAUAUAUUGGAGAGAGAAAAGAGUUUCCUUAAUUGAAGAUAAAUUAAAAAAGUUCAGUGCUCAGGUGGGGAGAGCAACAGAGAGAGAGAGAGAGAGACAGUAAUGAUGAUUAGUAGUUGUUUGGUUGUUGGUUGAAGCUCCAAAUCGUUACGAUGGAAAGAGAUUUGAAACUAUGUAUAUCAACCUAAUUCUAGUUUCACAUACACAAAAAAUGAUAUCAACAGGAAUCAAUUUGGUGAUGACCGUGAUUGGAUUCGCGGUGAGUACGUUGUUCAUCGUUUUCGUUUGCACGCGACUCGUUUGUGCUCGAAUUCAAUUGAACGCUUCGAGGCGGUCCUUCCCAAUCUCUUCUACUUCUAGAUCUGAUUUUAGCAUACUGGUACGGGGUUUACGCGGCCUUGAUCCUCUUGUCGUAGCCAACUUUCCGACAAAGAAGUACAGUGAUGCAUUUGUUUCCUCUUCACAAGAUGCUCAGUGCACGGUUUGCCUUGCUGAAUAUCGUGAGGAAGAUACAUUGCGUAUCCUUCCUUAUUGCGGGCACUCCUUUCACGCAGCCUGCAUUGAUAGAUGGCUGCAUCAACAUUCAACGUGCCCAGUUUGUAGAAUUUCAUUGCGGGAGAUUCCUGAGAAAAAGUGCAUGCAACCUAUGUUCAGUUCAGUCAUCCGAUCUCAUUAUAGAAUGGAGUCCCUCUGCACCCAUUCUUAUAACUGUCUAUCGACAAGCCCCAGCUUUUCAUCAAGAGCACAGGAUGAUUAUCGGAUGCGCACAAUUGAAGAGAAUCAGUUUGCAUCAGAGAGUAAUGGAGUGGAAGCCAGAGAGAGCAUCUCCAUCUUGAUUGAGGAUAGUCAGACUGCAAAAGAUUCAGAAAACAAACAUGUGGAUAGCACAUCUAAUACAUAAAAUGAGAAGCGAUUGGCCCUUUAUUUGUAAUAUAGGAAAGUGACUCUACAAGUGUCUGUUUCUGAUUUGGUCCAAGCUGCAAGAUUGAGACUUCGACAUUGCUAUGAGAUUGAAAAUAGGAAACAGGAAAUUUGAUUGUUCUUGCUUGUGGCUAGUGGUACAUAUAGCACAGUGAUUUUCUCAACAGAGCUGUUGCUAGGUCAGUUGUAAAAACCUGGAUAGUUCAAGUUUGUUCAAAAUCCAGACAGUGUAAUUAGUGCUUCUUUUGCUUGCUUUAUCUUAACUACUUUCCAUCUGAAUUGCAUA
Camellia sinensis is the source of this 1331-nucleotide messenger RNA. RefSeq names its product alpha N-terminal protein methyltransferase 1. Gene Ontology annotation, biological process: N-terminal protein amino acid methylation. Lineage: Eukaryota; Viridiplantae; Streptophyta; Magnoliopsida; Ericales; Theaceae. Gene Ontology annotation, molecular function: methyltransferase activity. The record is from RefSeq and is a predicted model, not a curated record. Gene Ontology annotation, cellular component: cytoplasm.